This is a messenger RNA of Nothobranchius furzeri (turquoise killifish), 6163 nucleotides long. Lineage: Eukaryota; Metazoa; Chordata; Actinopteri; Cyprinodontiformes; Nothobranchiidae. The record is from RefSeq and is a predicted model, not a curated record.
GAAAAAGCAGAAACUGAAAGCUGCUAGCAGAGCUAGCUUGUCGUUCUGGUGUGUGAGGAGAAUUUUUGAGGCGGUUAGCUCUACUCCGUGAACUCUGCUGUUAGCUAAACACGGCUAAAGAAAACCUGCUACCACUUCAGGAUCAUCCAUCAGCUGGGACUGAUUCAUCGUGUGUUCUUCACCACCUGGACCUGGACAUCAUGGACACAGAUGUUCAACAGAUUGUGCAGGUUAAAGAAGAUUCUGAAAAACAGAGUGCGGGUGUGGAACAGCAGGACCCAGAACAUCUCCACAUAAAGGAGGAAAAGGAGGAACUCUGGACCAGUCUUAAGGGAGAGCAUCUCUGUUUGAAGGAGGAAACUGAUUCUGCCUGUUCUCAAUUCAGUGUUGUUUCUACAAAGAGUGAGGAUGAUGAAGAGAAACGUCUGUUUUCACAGCUUCAUCAGCAGCAAGUAGAAAACAAAGAUGUUCCAACCAGCAGCUCAUCUGACCAGAUGACAGCGGAAAUUUGUGGGGUAUCAGGAACUAGCAGGAACCCAGAUCUGAACCCUCAUGAACAAACAUCUGAUUCUUCAGAGACUGAAGUUAGUGGAGAUGAUGAUAUGAAUCUUGACUCUGGGAUGUCAGACUCUGAGUCUGAAACUGGAGACAAAGACCAUGACUGGAAUGAGAAAAGGUCUUCUGAGUCAGAUGUUAAGACUGUCAACAUAUCCUUUAGCUGUCUUGAGUGCGGUGAACGAUUUCAUGACAAGCAGUCUCUCCAGAAACACGUGAGAGUAACCAGCCAUUCAGCAAUCAGGUCUUCCAGCUUUUUGGUUAAUAAGAAAUCGGUUAGACUUAAGCAACCUGUAGAUCCAAACAGGGAAGUCCAGAAAGAACUAAAAUCAUUUAGUUGUGACUGUGGAAAAAUAUUUGGGAGAAAAUCAAGUUUUAACAGACACCAGAGAAUCCACACAGGACAGAAACCUUUUGCCUGUGAGCUCUGUGGAAAUCGAUUUACCCAAAAGUCAACUUUAAACACUCACAUGAGAGUCCAUACAGGACAGAAACCUUUUAUCUGUGAGCUCUGUGGAAAUGGAUUUACCGAAAAGUCAACUUUACGCAGUCACAUGAGAAUCCACACAGGGCAGAAACCUUUUAUCUGUGAUCUCUGUGGAAAUGGAUUUACCCGUAAGUCAAACUUAAACACUCAUAUGAUCAAACACACAGGACAGAAACCUUUUAUCUGUGAGCUCUGUGGAAAUCGAUUUACCGAAAAGUCAACUUUAAACACUCACAUGAGAGUCCACACAGGACAGAAACCUUUUAUCUGUGAGCUCUGUGGAAAUCGAUUUACCGAAAAGUCAACUUUACACAGUCACAUGAGAGUCCACACAGGGCAGAAACCUUUUAUCUGUGAUCUCUGUGGAAAUGGAUUUACCCGUAAGUCAAACUUAAACAGUCACAUGAGAGUCCACACAGGACAGAAACCUUUUAUCUGUGAGCUCUGUGGAGAUCGAUUUACCGAAAAGUCAACUUUAAACACUCACAUGAGAGUCCACACAGGACAGAAACCUUUUAUCUGUGAUCUCUGUGGAAAUCGAUUUACCUGUAAGUCAAACUUAAACAGUCACAUGAGAGUCCACACUGGACAGAAACCUUUUAUCUGUGAGCUCUGUGAAAAAAGCUUUAAAAAUAAGUCAAAUUUAAGCAGUCACAUGAGAGUCCACACAGGACAGAAACCUUUUUCUGUUAGCUCGGUGAAAAAAGAUUUACCCAAAAGCAGCUCUGAUCAAGACAGGAAGACACUGAACACGUUGGAUAACAAGGCUAGCUCGGUUCUGAGCUGCCCACUGGAUUCAGUUAAGGAGAUCAACGCGACAUCUUCUGCAACUACCACGACCACAAAAAGCAGCACAACUGCAGCUGUGAACCCUGCCGUCGGAACAUCAAUCACGCUUCAAAAAUUGUUUGGAUCACCUGCGGUGCUUCAGGCAAAGGUGCUCUGGUGUCUGAACACUGCCGUGCAGCACCACUCCUAUGCAUCCAAUGAAGGUGUUUCGGAGUUGUUCCAGGCAAUGUUUUCGGAUUCUGAAAUGGCUAAAUCUUUCACCUGUGGAAAGGACAAGACAAGCUACGUUUUAAAGUUUGGACUCGCCCCACAUGUCAAAAAAGAACUGAUUUCUGCAGCUAACAACGCUGGACCAUUUGUGCUGAUGUUUGAUGAAAGCUUCAACCAGUCCACAAAAAAUAAACAACUAGACGUCCAUAUUCGAUUUUGGGAGGCUGGUGCUGUCCAGUCACGUUAUCUUGGAUCACAGUUUGUGGGCCAUUCAAAGGCUAAAGAUUUGCUGCACCAUUUCAAAACUUCAGGCUGUGUUCAACAGAUGGUGCAGGUUAAAGAAGAUCCUGAAGAACAGAGUGCGGGUGUGGACCAGCAGGACCCAGAACAUCUCCACAUAAAGGAGGAAAAGGAGGAACUCUGGACCAGUCUUAAGGGAGAGCAUCUCUGUUUGAAGGAGGAGACUGAUUCUGCCUGGUUUCAGUUCAGUGCUGUUUCUUUAAAGAGUGAGGAUGAUGAAGAGAAUCGUCUGUUAUCACAGAUUCAUCAGCAGCAAAUAGAAGACAAAGAUGUUCCAACCAGCGGCUCAGCUGACCAGAUGACAGCGGAAACUGGUGGAGGAGCAGGAACUAGCAGGAACCCAGAUCUGAACCCUCAUGAACAAACAUCUGAUUCUUCAGAGACUGAAGUUAGUGGAGAUGAUGAUAUGAAUCCAGACUCUGGGAUGUCAGACUCUGGGUCUGAAACUGGAGACGAAGACCAUGACUGGAAUGAGAAAAGGUCUUCUGAGUCAGGUGUUAAGACAGUCAACAUAUCCUUUACCUGUCUUGAGUGCGGUGAACGAUUUCAUGACAAGCAGUCUCUCCAGAAACACGUGAGAGUAACCAGCCAUUCAGCAAUCAGGUCUCCCAGCUCUUUGGUUAAUAAGAAAUCGGUAAGACUUAAGCAAUCUGUAGACUCAUUUAGGGAAGUCCAGAAAGAACUAAAAUCAUUUAGUUGUGGUGACUGUGGAAAAAUAUUUAGGAGAAAAUCAACUUUUAACAGACACCAGAGAGUCCACACAGGACAGAAACCUUUUGCCUGUGAGCUCUGUGGAAAAAGAUUUACUGAAAAGUCAACUUUAAACACUCACAUGAGAAUACACACAGGACAGAAACCUUUUGCCUGUGAGCUCUGUGGAAAUCGAUUUACACGUAAGUCAAACUUAAACACUCACAUGAGAGUCCACACAGGACAGAAACCUUUUAUCUGUGAGCUCUGUGAAAAAAGCUUUAAACAUAAGUCAAAUUUAAACAGUCACAUGAGAGUCCACACAGGACAGAAACCUUUUGUCUGUGAGCUCUGUGGAAAAAGAUUUACAGAGAAGUCGACUUUAAACGAUCACGUGAGAGUCCACACAGGACAUAAACCUUUUGUCUGUGAGCUCUGUGAAAAAAGAUUUACCCAAAAGUCGCAUUUAAACACUCACAUGAGAGUCCACACAGGACAUAACCAUUUACUUGUGAAUUCUGUGGAGAAAGAUAUGGACAAAAGAAAAAAAAUUUCAGGCACAUGAGUGUCCACACAGGAUAGAAACCUUCUGUUAAUGAGCUGUGCUGACAAAUUUAAAGUGACAGUGUGUACUUUCCCUGGCAAUAGGGGGGCAGUACAAACCUAAAUGAUUGCAAGCAAGCAGUAUGUUUGUGUUCAAGUAAGACUUGACCAAUGGAUGGCUAUUAGGGUCAAAAACAUCUGCACUUUUCAAACAUGUACUUCAUCGGAUCUCUGCUGCGGGGUUGGGUGUUUGUGCUCCCGACUGACCCAUGUUCAUUUGUGUCAAGUAUUUUAGACUUCUAUGUUUUUACACUAUUUUAACUCAUUCACUCCCAGCCGUUUCCUGAUCAGAAAAGCCCUUCGCUGCCAGCGUUUUCACUGUAUUUUUAAGAGUCACAGAAUGUUGUGCGCUAGGAUGAUGCCAACACCAAAACCAACAAAACAAAGAGUAGACUCACCUCUAAAAUUAAGGAGAAUAUGUGUGUUUCACACGUUAUACGUUUUUUCAUAAUCCGUUGUUGAGUUGUGAUCGGCAGAAGCUUUUCAGGUUUGAGCCUCACUUUUUUUACAGCAAUGGCCCAAAACGAUCUGCUAACACAUGGAUUUUCUGCUUCCUGAUCACAUGAUGUGUGACGUAUGCAGAUGAAGAUCGGCUUUAGAGCUGGGAUGUUUGUUCUUACAGUGCGGGGGCUCAUUCCGACGCCCACACAGUAAAAAAAUGCAAAUGACAACUUUAGUGGACUCUCACGUGAUCGUUUAAAGUCGUCAUUGAAAGUUAAUGAGUUAAGUGUUCUGGUGGUAGGGUUAAGGUUGGUUUAUGCUUGACACGUCCGCGAGGUUCGCAUGGCUCCGCACGGCAAAAUUGCGUCAUUUUAACAACCACGCCCCUCCACCGCGCCUCCGCACGGCCCAAACUUUCCGCACCGCGCACUUAGGAAAUUUUCUAACCACGCGGACAGUCGGACACAGAAAAACUUGGCGAACUGGCAAGAACUAGUUUGGCAGAGGUAAGUAAAUGUAGACAUUUGUAUGAUUCCGCUCUCAAAGAUCACCAUGAUCAACAUGUUGUUAAUAAUUCUUGGAGAGAAAUAGCUCGCACUGUUGGAAAAGACGAGGACGCUGGUAAAAAAUACUGGAAUGCCAUGUUGUAAACAACAGUAAUUUUUACUUCUACGAUGGUGUAGUGUUGGAUGCAUGCUGUAGAGCUCCAUGCUGCCCCAUUCAGUUUGGGAGAAUAUUGGCUCACCUCAGAGACAAGCUGCACGAACCAUAAACGCUUUGAGUUGUGAAGCGCGUUCCAUCUGCAAGCCGCAUCACCAAGCGGAAAGUAAAUGAGUCAAGCAUAAACCAAGCUUCAGGGUCAGGGUUGAGGGGUUACAGACAGAGUGACUUCUUACUAGGCUUCUAGCAACAAAAUGGGGUUUAAUAUAACAUUUAGUUGCCUUAAAAGUGCCUCUAAAAGCACAACUUCUCUUAUUUUAGUAAACACAAUGUUUGGGAUCCUUAGCACAAAAAUGUCUUUUAGAAAAGGUGUAUCUAAAAUUAUAUAAUAUUUUUUAAGUCUCUUUUUUAAUAUACACAGAUUCCAUCCUUUGCUUCAGUUUUCACCAAACACAAUAAAAUAUAGACCCAUUGCAUAUUAUUGUUUACAUCCAGGUAACUGAGCACAUCCACACUAGCUGGAGGGCUAGAACCCCGUCUCCAGCCGUUACCCAGAGCUGUAUCUCCAUGAUUUAAGUUAACAAAAUAAAACCUAGGCAUUUACAUAUGACUACUUUAGAUUAUCUAACACAUCUUGGUGUAGAUGAACCAAAAAUAAACAUUCUCUAAGCUAAUGAUGUUUAGCACAAAACUUCCAGAUGAGUUUGAAAUAGCUAGCUAGUGUAAUCUUUAAUAGCUAGCUAGUGUAAUCUUUAAUAUGGAUGACAAUAAUUUCAGUUUCAUUCAAUCAGAAUGAGGAAUUAGUGUCAUUUAGUAAGGAAUUAUUUUGCGUAUAAUAAUACAGAAUUGAUCUGAUUAUUUGUUUUAUAUUCUCUCAAAGUUAUUCUUAUAUAUACCCCCUUGCCCUAGUUUUGGUUCCUAUGUGCUGUGUUGGAGGGGAAGAAAAAAAGAGGGCACGAGGAAGUGUGGGGGAAAAAAUACAAAAAAUAAAGAAGCCGAGUCAAGACUGUGCUGCGUGGUGGUUUUUAUAAGCUAGGAGGAUAAAAAAGGUUAUAACUCAUUUCAGCUCAACUGUAACCCGCCUAAGACCCACAGCCUCCGGUACUGAUGAGCAGUGAAAAUGAUGGAUAUGUGAGGCAGAUAUUUUACUUUAAUUCUGUCACUGUCUCCCACUAUGUGGGUGGUUUAGCCACUAGAACUGGUACUGCCUUUAGUCUGUUUUAUUAGCUGGAAACCUGUAAAAUUUAACUUUUCUGUUCUUCAUUCAUCUACUUGUGCAGCCUACAGGACUGUGUGUGUUUUCUAGUUUUAGUCUUCAGUGUUUUAUAUCUAAUUCUAUUCAUUUUUGUUUUGUCCUUUAUUGCUGUAAAGCAUACUGAGUUGCCUUUGCUUGGCAAAUGUGCUAUAUAAAUAAAGCUGCCUUGUUUA